AUGGCUGGACUUAUAAAUUUUGAAGACGAGAAGGAAGUGAAGCAGUUUUUGGAUAAUUUAGGCGUGGAGUACAGCUUCCAGUGCUACAAGGAGAAAGAUCCUGAAGGGUGCCAAAGGCUCGCUGACUACUUGGAAGGGGUCAAGAAGAACUACGAUUCGGCAGCACAAGUGCUCAAACAUAACUGUGAGACGCAUGGGCAUGGAGAGAGCUGCUAUAAACUCGGUGCUUACCAUGUCACCGGCAAAGGUGGAGUCACCCAGUGUCUAAAAGCAGCCUACUCUUGUUUUCUGCACUCCUGCAAUUCUGGAGGAAAGAAGUCUGUAGACGCUUGCCAUAAUGUUGGUCUUUUAGCCCAUGACGGACAAGCUAUGGAAGGAGGACCUGACCUGAAAGCAGCUCGGCAGUACUAUGAGAAGGCGUGCGCAGGUGGAUUCGCUCCUUCCUGCUUUAACCUCAGCGCUUUGUUCAUUCAGGGCAAUUCCAAAGGGCUGGCAUCAGAUAUGGCUCUCGCUCUAAAAUACGCUAACAGGGCUUGUGAGCUGGGACACGUGUGGGGCUGUGCCAAUGCAAGUCGCAUGUACAAACUUGGGGAUGGUACAGAAAAGGAUGAAAAGAAAGCAGAGGAGCUGAAAAAUCGAGCAAGGGAGCUGCAUGGUUUACAAAAGGAAAGGCAGCUUAAGUUUGGGGAGUAGCACACUUUUGUUGAAUUAUCGUUGUUUUGGUUUAGAUUAUUUGUUAGAUAGUUUGUUCAAAUAAACCCACCUCGUUCACAGGGUUCAAAGAUUGAAGAUAAUAUAUAUUAUUUUUAAAAACAUGAUUAAGUGCAUCAGUACAUUCAAAACAUUUGCAUAAAAAUAA
Pelmatolapia mariae (spotted tilapia) is the source of this 859-nucleotide messenger RNA. RefSeq names its product cytochrome c oxidase assembly factor 7. Gene Ontology annotation, cellular component: mitochondrial intermembrane space. Gene Ontology annotation, molecular function: protein binding. The transcript is spliced from 3 exons. NCBI's taxonomy places the organism in Eukaryota, Metazoa, Chordata, Actinopteri, Cichliformes, Cichlidae. Bases 1 to 693 code for a protein of 230 amino acids. The record is from RefSeq and is a predicted model, not a curated record.